AUAUGUUUCAUGUUUCGUUAUUUGUCACAAUUAUAAAUUAUAUUUUUGUCACGUUAAAAAAUAAUGUUAGAAAAUAUCCGGAAUGGGACAAGGCGAGGGUUUGCCCGGCGACAGAUGUGAUCAGGGCUCGUCGGGAGUUGACCCAGGUUGAAGAAAUAUUAAAGGAGAAACGAGCGGAACAAGAGAUAAAACGUAAAUACAUGGACGAGCAAUGGGAGGAGGCGAGAAAGCAGCAAUUGCAGUUGCGGCAAUCUUUUGUAAAGUUUAAUACGCUCGUGAAGGAGAACGUCGAGAAGCGCGAGCGAGCCGAGCAGAAGAUCAAAGAGGAGAACGAACGCCAAGAGAAAUACAAGCAAGAAAUCGAGGAAUUGGAGCAGAAAUUGCGCUACAUGAGAGACGUGCGCGAUAAAAUGCAGCGAUACGUAGGGGAAUACAGGAAGUACCAAAAUUACUUGGACAGGGUCGUGAACGAGACGAACGAGUUUCAGUCGAUCAAUGAAAUUUUUAAUCGCUACGAAACUUUAGUCGAGGCCAGACAAGCGUUGUCUGAUCAUCAAGACAGGAACCUUCAGAUGCUAGAAGACAAAGGAACAGAAAUACAUCACUUGACGGAAGUCAAAACGCAAGUAUUAAUGGGCCUGAAUAAUAAAUUGGCGCAACUGCAAGCGAGAUACGAUCGGGCGAAAGCGCAGGAAUUGAAAUGGGAGACGAUCGUAUCGAAGAUAAAGGAGACCGCCGCGACGAAAAACUUGGAGCUUACGCAAGUGAAGGCGUGCUGCUGGAACAUCUAUCAGCAGAUUUGCAAGAGGAAAGAGAUACCCGUCAAGGUGAGCAGCGAGGACGUCGAGCAACAGCUGAUUCACAUCAAGCGCACCAUCCUUGAAUUGAAGCGCAUUAUCAAGACCGUCAAGAAGAAGGUGCGGGAAGAGAAAGGCUUGCCGCAAUAGAGCUAUCUAUCAUCCCAUUACCG
Messenger RNA from Temnothorax curvispinosus, 970 nucleotides. RefSeq names its product coiled-coil domain-containing protein 42 homolog. The coding region runs from base 3 to 947 and encodes 314 amino acids. The record is from RefSeq and is a predicted model, not a curated record. Lineage: Eukaryota; Metazoa; Arthropoda; Insecta; Hymenoptera; Formicidae. The transcript has 3 exons.